Molecule: messenger RNA, 1181 nt
Organism: Salvelinus sp. IW2-2015
Lineage: Eukaryota; Metazoa; Chordata; Actinopteri; Salmoniformes; Salmonidae
Source: RefSeq, a predicted model, not a curated record
CUGAGCCUGCUUUCUCGUCCAACUCGCGUCAGGGAGCUUCAAAGCUGAGACCCGCAACCCCACGCUGGAAUGACAUACUGCCAACACUAGUGGAGCUUCCAUCAGCCUAUCGUUCCUCAGCAGAAGGGUCGUUUCGUUUAGGAAACAAAAAGGAGAAAGCGACUUAAAACCGUUUAUUUUGGUUUUUUGUCGGUUGAGGAGAGUAGAUGAGUCAAUGGCCGGGGCUCAGCCAGGAGUUCACGCGCUGCAGCUCAAGCCGGUGUCCGUGAGCGAGAGCCUGAGAAAGGGCAGCAAAUUCAUGAAGUGGGAUGAUGACUCCACUACGGUGACCCCUGUGACCUUACGAGUCGACCCCCAGGGCUACUUCCUGUACUGGACUGACCAGAACAAGGACACGGAUCUCCUGGACAUCGCCUAUAUCAAGGACGCCAGGAACGGAAAAUGCACCAAAACGCAAAGGACAUGAAGCUAAGAGAGCUGCUGGACGUGAGCACCCUGGUGGGGAAGAUGGAGAACAGGAUGCUGACGGUGGUGAGCGGACCAGACAUGGUCAACAUCACAUACCUCAACUUCAUGGCCUUCCAGGAGGAGAUCGCAAAGGAGUGGGCUGAAGAGUUGUUUGGCCUGGCGUCUAACCUACUGGCCCAGAACAUGUCCAGAGAAGCAUGCCUGGAGAAAGCAUACACACGGCUGAAGCUACAGCUCAGCUCAGAGGGAUGCAUCCCUAUCUUCAGGAUGUUCUCGGCAGACAGGAAACGAGUGGAGACAGCUCUGGAGAACUGCAACCUCCCUUCUGGACGGAGUGACUCCGUCCCUCAAGAGGACUUCACUCCGGAGGUCUACAAAGUGUUCCUCACCAACAUAUGUCCUCGACCAGAACUAGACAACAUCUUCUCUGACGUUGGAGCUAAAAGCAAACCCUACCUGACAGUGGAGCAGCUGACUGAGUCAGAUCUCAGUGGAGGGCUUCGCCAAGUAUCUGAGUAGUGAAGAGAACAGCAUCAUCCCACCAGAGAAGCUGGACCAGAGUGAAGACAUGACCUUACCGCUGUCUCAUUACUUCAUCAACUCCUCCCACAACACAUACCUCACAGGAAGUGAUUGAGGCCAUAGCAGAGUGUGCCUUCAAGACCUCCCCUUUCCCUGUCAUCCUCUCCUUUGAGAACCACGUGGACUCGUAA